AUGUCUAGUGCUUCGAAGCUGACACUGGCGGCCACGGGCCUGGGGACUGCGGGUAUUGUCUGGUUUGUGCAUUGGGCGCAAGAGGCGGACCGGGCGGCGAUGCACAGAGGUGUUGAACGAGACAUGGAGAAGCAGCGUAUACGACAAGAACGCCAAGCCGAAUUCGAGUUGCAGAAGAGGUUGCAGGAAGAAUACCUGAAGCUUCAGACCGUUUCCAGCACGACCGGUGACAAAAGCCCAUCAGCACAACCAUCGAAUACGGGGACAUAA
Messenger RNA from Penicillium malachiteum, 270 nucleotides. RefSeq names its product protein PET117. Bases 1 to 270 code for a protein of 89 amino acids. Gene Ontology annotation, cellular component: mitochondrion. NCBI's taxonomy places the organism in Eukaryota, Fungi, Ascomycota, Eurotiomycetes, Eurotiales, Aspergillaceae. The record is from RefSeq and is a predicted model, not a curated record. The transcript is spliced from 2 exons. Gene Ontology annotation, biological process: mitochondrial respiratory chain complex IV assembly.